AAACAAAUUUUUUAGAGUGCAAUUCUGAACGUCUUGCUUUUGCUGUUGCCAUUUCUCAUUGUUGUUGCUGCUGUUACUGUUGCGGUGGUUGUUGCAGAGUAAAUGCCAAAGAAACUCUGCAGGUCACAAUAGAGGGUUGGAGCAAGCAGUUUCAGUUUCAACCCUCGCUUGUGCGCCUCAUUCAUUCGCUCUCUCACUCGCUCGCUCACACGCAUUUAGUUCAUAUGUGUUGUUGUAUUGCGUUGCCUUUGGCUAAAUGUUGCAGUGUGUGCAAUUGGUAGCGGCGGAGUAACUGGUUGCCCGUUUGGUAGGCUUAAGCGAUUGCUUGGUUGGUUGAUGGACGCGAUGACUGGGGGCUUCGACGGUGCUUGGCAAAGUUGAUUCAGUUUCAAAUGAGUAUCCGUCGUGUAACAACGCAGAAUCGGUGACAACGUGCAAUGACACACACAUAGAUAUACAACAAAUCGGAGUUUCAAAGGCUAGAUGGUUGUGAGCGAAAGAAAAAAACCAAGUGAUUUUAAUUAUAUUAAUAACAAAAAACAAAGAAACUAAAUAAUUGCAAUACGCACAUACACACGUAUACAUACAUAUAACUAUGUGCAUAUGCAUAUGAAUGCAAGUUGUUGUUAGUGGGAAACGAAUAAAAACUUACAUAAAGAAGUCAUAUACAUAUGUAAGCCUGGGACCCCUGUUCGUGUAGUAUAAAAACCCUAUUAUCAUAACAAGUUUUGCAAAAUAUUCAAGGCCUCGCACGUGUGAGAAUAUUUUAAUGGAACUGCUAGUUCAAAAACGCACUAAUCAACUCAGUGACUCUAAAUUUGUAUAAACGUUUUCUGUGCAAAUUUUAUUUUCGUCCGAUUCGCCAGCAAUUCUCUGGCUGCUCUACCGUCGGCAACAAAAUGAGUCUACCCAGCGGCGUGGAUAUGCAAAAUUUAAUGUCUCAACAUCCAGUUUUAGGCGCACUGCCGCCCGCGUUUUUUCUACGUGCCGCUUCUGAGCGUUAUCAGCGAACACCGAAAUGUGCGCGUUGUCGCAAUCAUGGAGUGGUUAGCGCACUUAAAGGACAUAAGCGUUAUUGCCGUUGGCGAGAUUGCGUUUGUGCGAAAUGCACAUUGAUUGCGGAGCGACAACGCGUUAUGGCCGCACAGGUACGCAUUAAGGUCGAUUCACAACUAACAGCACGGAACGAUGCGUUACAAUACUUUAGAAACUGCUAUCAAGUCGCACUGCGUCGCCAACAAGCACAGGAGGAGAAUGAAGCUCGCGAAUUGGGUCUACUCUACACCAAUGUACCGCCUGGGCAGCAGAAUGGCGUCGAAGGUGGUGGUGGCAGCGGUGUCGGCGUCCCACCAAAUCCACACAGCCCCCCGCCACCGUUGACAAAUGCCUCCGGCGCCUUUCAUACCGGCAUUCCCUCCCCGCCCAGCGAUGGCUUGGACACCAGUAACGGUCAACGUAUGCAGUACAAUGGCAAUGAAUCUGAUACAGAUGUGCGAAUGCGUUCUUCAGAACGUCUUUCGAUGGGCUAUUCGCCGGAUCGCAGCACCGAAGUGGAGAGUCCAGGCUCCAAGCGCGCCCGCCUUUCCAACGAAACUGAUCAAGAUACCGGUUCCGAAUCCUCGCCCAGCAGCCCCCGCAUGAAGGGUCGCAACUACAAUGACUCUGGCAAUCAUUCACCCACACGCACUGGUCCACCCAGCUCACCCGAGUCCGAUUUGGAUGUCGACUCUGCGCCUGAUGAAGCAACUCCGGAGAAUCUUAGCUUGAAAAAAGAGGACUCCAAUUCGCCGCCAAACACGCCCGCUGACAACUUACAUUUGCUACGCACCUUCAACAAUGGCGCCGCGCAAGGUUUUAUCCCAUAUCAUCACUCGCAGUUCCUUGCCGCUGCCAUGCCUGCUGCAGCUGCCGCCGCGGCCGUGGGAGUACAUCCACACAAUCAGCAUUCACCACAUGCGCAACACCACCACCACCAUCAACAUCAUGCACAGCAUCAGCAGCAGCAACAGCAACAACAACAGCAGCAUGCACUGCCGCUAGCUAUGGCCCAGCAACAAAUGCAGGCGGGACAGCCGCAACAACGCUCACCCGUCGACGUGCUGUUGCGCGUUUUUCCCAAUAGACGUCGCAGCGAUGUUGAGCAGCUGCUAGCGCGUUAUCGUGGCGACGUACUGCAGGCUAUGGAAGCAAUGCUCUCCGGCGAAGAUAUGACGCAGGCACUAGCCUCGGCGGCAGUUGCUGCAGCUGCCGCGUCGGCCGCAGCAUCGCCCCCCAAUGUGCCGCCUUCACCACCAUUUCCGCUCAAGUCAGCAUUCUCACCGCUGGUACCACCCGCCGCAGUGUUUGGUUCGCCGACGCACCGGUACCCGCCGUUCAUGCAGGCGCAUGCGAAACGUUUCUUAGCCGGCCCCUACGCAGGUGCUGCUUACCUGCCAGGUGUGCUGCCGCCGGAUGUGGUCGAUCAAGCGGAGUCAAAUGGCGGCACUUCCAUGGAUCGCAAUAGCAAUGCCGGCGAUUCGCAAGAUUGAAAAAGUUGCUUGGUAGAGAGUCAUUUGAGCAUGUUCAGGCCGUAUGUGUAGCGCACAUAAAAAUCCACAAAAUUUAAAAAUGCAUAUUAAUUAAUUGUACAUACAUUUUCUGUAAAUACCGAAAUACAAUGUUGGAGAGGAAAUAAAAAAAAAAAAAUUAAUAUCAAACUAGGGAACAAUCAACAAAUAAAUAUGCAUUUUCGCCAGUGUUAACAAAUAAUUAGUGUAUUUUAUUCAAAUAUGUCUUGAAACGAAUAAUGUUUAGAGUUUCGUUCUGUUUAAAAUUUUAAUUGAUUUUCAGUUGUAGAAAAACUUAUAUCUAGCUCUAGUUAACCAAUAACUAAAUACUUACAGUACUUAAAAAAAUAGAAUUACAUAUGAGUUCUAGACAAAAGGAAAUCAAUAAUCAACACAAAAACUAUAUAAUAAAGAUUUUGAAUAAAUUUAAAUGAAGUGAAUAUGUAUUAAAAAUAUAAAAUUGUAGUUUCUAAUUUUAAGAACAAUUAUGUAUUAUCUAUUGUAAAACUAAAAAUACUGUG
Molecule: messenger RNA, 3067 nt
Organism: Rhagoletis zephyria (snowberry fruit fly)
Lineage: Eukaryota; Metazoa; Arthropoda; Insecta; Diptera; Tephritidae
Gene: dmrt99B
Product: doublesex-Mab related 99B
Biological process (GO): sex differentiation; regulation of transcription by RNA polymerase II
Cellular component (GO): nucleus
Molecular function (GO): ubiquitin binding; RNA polymerase II cis-regulatory region sequence-specific DNA binding; DNA-binding transcription factor activity, RNA polymerase II-specific
Source: RefSeq, a predicted model, not a curated record